AAUUUUGUUUCAAAAAUGACAAAAUAUAUAUUUUUGCAUCAAACCUUUCUUGUGAGGUUUAAAGUAAUUUUGCGUUUAAAUACCAAGUCGAAAGCGAAACGCCGAAUGAAAACCAAUUUUCCUCGGUCUUAACGAGAUCUGCUAAGAAGAUCAAGAUUCUGGCUAAAUUCAAGACAAUAUCAGAAUGUUUUUUGGGUACUGCAUCGUGUUGAUUUUACUAUCACGAGGCACCACCGGAAUCCAGAACGGCGUCGAUGCACGGCUUGAUCUCUGGACAUUUAUAGCCUCUGUGUGGGUAAAUGGCCAUCAAGAGUGCGGAGGCAGUGUCAUCGAUAAUCGUAUUAUCCUGACGGCAGCCCAGUGUGUGAAAGGUGGAACAAUUAUCGAAGUCACAGCGAUGAUAGUGCAUGAAAAGUAUCGAGAGUUGAACAACGACAUUGCGUUGCUGUGGCUCAAAACAUCUGCCACCUCCGAUAGAGUUACCAAAAUUCCACUGACCAACAGCGAGCCCUCUGAAAAAGAGUACCCGAGCAACGCAGGAUGGGGCGAAAAGCAACUGGAGACCUUUGUGGCGCCCAGAAAACUGCAAAACGGAGUUACCAAAAUCCAGCCACGAAAGCUUUGCAUCGAUGAGCUUAUCGAACCGAUUGGCAAUGGGCUACUCUGCUCCUUCUACAGCCAAAACGACAUUUGUCCCGGCGACUAUGGAGGUCCUCUGGUCCUGGCCAACAAACUGAUUGGCAUCGCCGUCCAAGGACAUGGCUGUGGAUAUGCCAAUCUGCCCUCCCUCUACACGAAUGUCUUUCACUACCUACGAUGGAUUGAUCAGAACUCCAAAAAUAUCAAGAAAAAUAAAUAGAAUAUUAGCUAAAGCGUUUAAAACAUAUUUAAGCAAUAUUUUUGAUCUAACAAACAAUUUAUUUUAUUUGUUUAACAAAUCAAAAUUAAAAGCAGUUAAUGCAAAUAUCAUUUAAAAAACUACAACUUUUCUAUUUUUGAUUCCCUUGAUUAUGACACUGUUUAUUUGAAAUAAAGAGAAAUUCAGGUAA
This is a messenger RNA of Drosophila elegans, 1049 nucleotides long. Its product is annotated as trypsin beta. Gene Ontology annotation, molecular function: serine-type endopeptidase activity. NCBI's taxonomy places the organism in Eukaryota, Metazoa, Arthropoda, Insecta, Diptera, Drosophilidae. The record is from RefSeq and is a predicted model, not a curated record. Gene Ontology annotation, biological process: proteolysis. The transcript has 2 exons. Bases 185 to 859 code for a protein of 224 amino acids.